Messenger RNA from Mycotypha africana, 1580 nucleotides. RefSeq names its product RuvB-like 2. The coding region runs from base 69 to 1466 and encodes 465 amino acids. Lineage: Eukaryota; Fungi; Mucoromycota; Mucoromycetes; Mucorales; Mycotyphaceae. Gene Ontology annotation, molecular function: DNA helicase activity; ATP hydrolysis activity; ATP binding. Gene Ontology annotation, cellular component: R2TP complex; NuA4 histone acetyltransferase complex; Ino80 complex. The record is from RefSeq and is a predicted model, not a curated record. The transcript has 6 exons. Gene Ontology annotation, biological process: box C/D snoRNP assembly; regulation of transcription by RNA polymerase II; chromatin remodeling.
GCAUACGAAAACAGUUCUAGAAAAACAAAUUUAUCUUUCGAUCCUCACUUCAACAUUAAAUUGUCAAGAUGGCUUUACCAAUAAGUACCUCUUCAACUGAAACUAGAGAUCUUUUGAGAAUGGAGCGCGUCGGGGCACAUUCGCACAUUCGUGGUUUGGGAUUGGACGAUGCUCUCGAACCGCGUCCUUCUUCACAAGGAAUGGUCGGUCAAUUGAAAGCUCGUAAAGCAGCUGGUGUUAUUCUGAAGAUGAUUCAAGCUGGCAAGAUCGCUGGGCGAGCUGUCUUAAUUGCCGGUCCACCUUCAACUGGUAAAACUGCCAUCGCUAUGGGUAUGGCACAAGCUCUUGGAACUGAUGUUCCUUUCACCAUGCUGGCCGCUUCAGAAAUCUUUUCACUUGAAAUGAGCAAAACUGAAGCCUUGACACAAGCAUUCCGUCGCUCUAUCGGUGUCAGGAUCAAAGAAGAAUCAGAACUUAUUGAGGGUGAAGUUGUUGAAAUUCAAAUUGAUCGAUCUUUGACAGGAGGGUCCAAGACCGGCAAAUUGACACUCAAAACAACAGAUAUGGAAACAAUAUACGAUCUCGGCAAUAAAAUGAUUGAUGCGUUGAAUAAGGAGAAGGUGAUGGCUGGUGAUGUUAUUGCUAUCGAUAAAGCUUCUGGACGCAUUUCCAAGUUGGGACGCUCUUAUGCUAGAGCUAGAGAUUAUGAUGCCAUGGGAUCAGAUACCAAAUUUGUUCAAUGUCCUGAGGGCGAAUUACAGAAGAGAAAGGAGGUUGUACAUACCGUAUCUCUUCAUGAAAUUGAUGUUAUCAACAGCAGAACACAAGGGUUCUUAGCUCUUUUCUCUGGUGAUACCGGCGAGAUUAAAAGCGAAGUGAGAGACCAAAUCAAUACAAAAGUUGCUGAAUGGAGGGAAGAGGGCAAAGCAGAGAUUGUUCCCGGUGUUUUAUUUAUUGAUGAAGUACAUAUGCUUGAUAUUGAAUGCUUUUCGUUUCUAAACAGAGCCUUGGAAGAUGAUAUGGCUCCAGUUGUGAUAAUGGCGUCCAAUAGAGGCAUCACUAACAUUCGUGGAACAAAGUAUAAAUCACCACAUGGUAUUCCUGUCGAUUUGCUCGAUCGUAUGUUGAUAAUCUCCACUAACCCUUACGAAGAAAAGGAGGUGAAAAAUAUUUUGAAUAUUCGAUGCCAAGAAGAAGAUGUCGAAAUGACGGAUGAUGCUAAAGAUGUCUUAACACGUAUUGGAACAGAAACCUCGCUGCGUUAUGCAAUUCAUCUUAUUACAGCUGCCAACUUAGUUGCGAGGAAGAGAAAAGCACCAGAGGUCGAUGUACAAGAUAUUAAGAAAGUCUAUUCACUUUUCCUGGAUGAAAAACGAUCAGUUCAAUAUUUGAAGGAUUAUCAGGAGCAAUACAUGUUCAAUGAACACAAUAAUUCUAUGGCAGUUGACAAUGCCAUGGAAAUGUAAAUUAUUUUCUAGAUAUAACAUAUGUAUAUGUCGAGUCUAAAAUUUCUUUUAUUACAUUUUAUGAAUAAAGUCAUUUAAAAAAAAGGAAAGGUUUAUACGAAGCUUUCGUAAUAG